Molecule: messenger RNA, 1867 nt
Organism: Gryllus bimaculatus (two-spotted cricket)
Lineage: Eukaryota; Metazoa; Arthropoda; Insecta; Orthoptera; Gryllidae
Source: the annotation of a GenBank genome assembly
AGGGACAGUUUCAGGAUGGGGUCCCCUGUGAUGUGCUGUCUAGCGCUAUUGACGCUGAUAGUUGCAGUGAAUGCACGAUAUAAUGCAGUCCUUCCUGACAAUUCGAAAGAUCAAGAAACACCACUGGCAGAUCCUGCGACGUGCAGGGGCUGUGGUUCAGAGAUCGCCACAGGCGCGAACGCCGGCGCCACCGCCGUCCACCAAGUGGUACGGCCGACCACUCGCCCUCACCUGCAGAAACGGGACGGCCGUCCUCUCCGACACUCACUGGACGGGCGCUCGCAGCGGCUGGAGGAGCCGUCGGCAGAACCGGCGGUCCCACCGAACCCGACGGAAGACGGGGACGCAACGGCCAGACAGCACGUUUCGUUGCAAGAGAGGACAAACGUCAUGUUAAAACUGAUGGAUGUUCUUCGAAGAAUGACUGAGGAGAUCCAAUUGGAAACCACAGCGGUCCCACCGUCAGCGGCAGAGGCUUCUUCCGAACCCCGUGGUGUUCCCUUCUCCGUUUUCAAUUCCUCCAUCCCCACCUCCACUUCUCCUCCAUCGCCCGCUGACCGCAACCGCGUGACGGAGGAGCUGGCAACGGAGGAGUCGGAGCGCGAGAAGCAACGAGUGGAGCUCCGCAUCAAAGCGGCGAAGGCGAGGAUGGAGAAAUCGCGCGAGGACCCUUCCCUCAUGGGGGAAUAUUUGUGUAAGGCGUCGUUCAACGGCGACAAAGACCACGUCCGCCACCUUUUGGACAACGGAACCGAUGUAAACUACACUAACACCUACGGAUACACUCCUUUGAUAUUAGCCUUCCACAGCGUCCCUUUGACAACAGUCAUUUUACCCUCAAAUCACGGAGGUAGUUGUAAUUCAGACGUGGCGGAACUGCUGCUGGAAAGGGGAGCGGAUGUGAACGGCAUUGGUGUGGACGGGAUCUCCGCGUUACACGCCGCGGCUUUCUUCGAUGCGAGCGGCUUCUGCGCGGGCCUGCUCCUCCGACGAGGGGCCGACGUGGACGCCAGAGACAAGGACGGAGUGACGCCUCUGCACAUAGCCGCUGACAGAGACGCCAUCUUGGUCGUGCGGGCGCUGUUGGCCGCCGGCGCGAGGAAGAACCUCAGCGGCUGGAGCGGAGACUGGAAGGGAAUUACGCCGUUUGUCAUCGCAAAAUCCGACGACGUCCGAGACCUCCUUCAUCCGUGAUUCCGUUGCCUCCCUUGAAGUUUCUUCCAUGCAAGGUCAACGUUUUUGUUUCUUUGGCUCUUCUGCUCAUGGGGGUCAACCAAUGUAUGGGUGAAUUCAGUGACUCUUUCAGGACAGGUACUUGUGGAUGAUCUGGUGAAUACGUACUCCCAAAUCUAGAGCUUAAUUUUUUUGUUUCGAUAUUACUUCCUCGUUCAUUUUCUACAUCAUGAAAUUCCCAUCUACUUUGUUUAAUUGAAGUAAAAUAAUUUUAGGCUUUCAUUUUUAAAUCUAAUUUACUAAAGAAUAUUACAUAUUCUAAUCAAAACACUUCUUAUGUAUCGGUUUAUCUAGGGAGAAGAGGUAAUGAUAGGUUUUAUUCUCCCUUCUACAAUUAUAAAAAUUCACAUCCUUCUCUGUAGAUCACUGCGUGAUCCGCGCCUGGACAAUAUGGGGGGUCUAGUUUCAAAAUGAGACUUUUCCAUUCUAACCUGUUUUGAGAAAAACAAGAAAAUGUCAUAUAAUUUAUUUAAAACGUUCUGCUGCCAUAUGUUUGGGAUUAAUGCCCUUCGCUAGUGAAAGUAAAAACAAUAUUAGAAGAUAAUUCAAGAAUAUCUAUUCAUCAAGAAGAAAGUUGAGCUAAAAAUGUGAAAGUGUCUUCUUUUGUAAUCCAAUCGAUUUUUUUUUGUAUUUU